This is a messenger RNA of Penicillium chermesinum, 1041 nucleotides long. RefSeq names its product NAD(P)-dependent alcohol dehydrogenase. The transcript has 3 exons. Gene Ontology annotation, molecular function: oxidoreductase activity. Bases 1 to 1041 code for a protein of 346 amino acids. The record is from RefSeq and is a predicted model, not a curated record. NCBI's taxonomy places the organism in Eukaryota, Fungi, Ascomycota, Eurotiomycetes, Eurotiales, Aspergillaceae.
AUGCCUCUGUCUGAAGGGUUGCUCGCCCCGCUGACAAUGCGCGCCUGGACACGUUCGCAGCGGGGACCUGCGCGCAAAGUGCUCGAGCUAACAACCGGCCUUCCCACGCCUGGCAUACCUACUGGGUCGUCCGAAGAUGUCCUGAUCCGUGUAUCGCAUGUGGCCCUCCAGAGCAACAGUCAGAUGUUCAUGGACGUAAUACCCGGCUUACCCUUCACUGGGCCGUGGGUGCCGGAGAUCGAACUUGCUGGGGAAGUGGUCGCCGCUGGCGCGGGGGCGCCAGCAGAGUUGAGAGAUCCAGGGACCCAUGUUGUCGGUUUUACGAAAGUCCCUCGGGACUUGCUUUUGGGUCAUGGCGUGUUGGCGGAGUAUGUGCGAAUAUCCGGCAGCCAGCUCGCACGUAUCGAUCCCUCUGUGGAUUUAGCGCCCGCCUCGGGCAUUAAUGGGUGCGGCAGUACGGCCUUGAAGAUGAUCCGAGCAGUAGGUGUCCGCGAGGGACAUACGGUGCUGGUGAAUGGAGCUAGCGGGUCAGUGGGUGCGGUGCUGGUGCAGCUGUGCAAGCUGCGUGGUGCCAGGGUGGUUGGGGUGGCCAGCGGCGGCAACGAGGCACUGGUUCGAAGCUUUGGUGUGGAUGAUUUUAUUGACUACCGCGCGCAUGACUCGCUACCGGCCUAUCUAGCCCAACAGUAUGGCGACAAGCCGUUCGACUACGUGCUGGACUGCGUUGGGACGCAAGCACUUUUUGCCAACUCGCCAAUGUACCUCAAAGACACCGGGGCCCUGUCUCUGGAUACCAUUUUGCAACUUCUUACUCAAUCCAUGGCUACCCACAUUGCUGGGGGAGUGUCCCGCAAGUAUAUCAUGUUCAGUGCGCUGCCAAACAGAGAAGAUGCAAUCUAUCUGGUGCGCCUGCUUGAGGAGGACAAAAUCACCAUUCCUGUUGAUUCUAUAUUUGAUAUGGAGGAUGCCGUGCACGCUUACGAACGUAUCGUGACGAAACGUGCGCGUGGUAAAGUUGUGAUCAAAGUGCAUGGAAGUUGA